Molecule: messenger RNA, 736 nt
Organism: Gossypium raimondii (Peruvian cotton)
Lineage: Eukaryota; Viridiplantae; Streptophyta; Magnoliopsida; Malvales; Malvaceae
Product: signal peptidase complex subunit 1
Exons: 3
Coding region: 158-499 (113 amino acids)
Biological process (GO): protein targeting to ER
Cellular component (GO): endoplasmic reticulum membrane; signal peptidase complex
Source: RefSeq, a predicted model, not a curated record
UGCUUUGGAUCGUGAGGCGAUGCAUUAUCGUGUGUUCCCCAUAUAUUAAAUAUCUGUAAAUGUCAUAUUUCACUCAAAGCUCUCUUCUUUCUUUCCUAGUUACCCCGUUUCACUUCAGACGUUUCUUCCUCUCUCCGCUCCCUCACUUCACUUUACGAUGGAUUGGCAAGGGCAAAAGUUAGCGGAGCAGAUAAUGCAGAUAAUGCUGUUGGUGUUUGCAGUGACUGCAUUCGUUGCCGGUUAUGUAUUGGGAUCGUUUCAGAUGAUGGUUCUCGUAUAUGCCGGUGGUGUGACACUCACUGGAUUGAUUACAAUUCCAAAUUGGCCUUUCUUCAACCGCCAUCCACUCAAUUGGUUGGAUCCCAGCGAAGCUGAGAAGCAUCCCAAGCCACAAGUGACUGUGAUUUCGAAAAAGAAAGGCUCCAAGAAGACAAUUGAACCUGCUCAUAGAUUAGACCCAUCUCUUCCCACAGCCAACCUAGUUACAUUAGCAAGAUAAAGAUGCAUUUGUGCUUAUGCGAAUGAUUACAUGAGAAAUGAUUGUAUGGGACAAUUCUGCCAUGUCAGUAUAUAUCACUCUUGCUCGAGUCAUGUCAUGGAAUUAGGUUUUUGAAAAAAAAAAUCAAUAAAUCAUUAGUGGAGUUGUUUUAUUGUUGAUGGCGUAACUAUAUAUAUGUAUUUUAUAUAUUCCAUGGUUUUAUAAUAAUGAAGAAUCUGCAAGGCUAUUUAGAAUCCA